Molecule: messenger RNA, 826 nt
Organism: Juglans microcarpa x Juglans regia
Lineage: Eukaryota; Viridiplantae; Streptophyta; Magnoliopsida; Fagales; Juglandaceae
Product: pathogenesis-related protein 1-like
Exons: 1
Coding region: 104-610 (168 amino acids)
Cellular component (GO): extracellular region
Source: RefSeq, a predicted model, not a curated record
AGGCAUUUAUAAUUUCCCUAUAUAUAGUACCACUCAUGCAUGCUGGCUCUACCAUCCUGCACGCUAAUUAGCUUUUGCUUUGCAUUACAUACGAGAAACCAAUAUGCAGGGACUCACGAUCAUGAGAAACAUUUCCCCCGCAAUGAUAUUUGUUUUUGUGAUCCUGACCUUUGCCUUCGUCCAUGAAUCCAGCGCCCAAGAUUCACCACAAGACUACGUCAACGCUCACAACGCAGCUCGAUCACAGGUUGGAGUCCGACCUAUUACUUGGGAUGCUACCGUUGCGACAUUUGCACAGAAUUAUGCUAAUCAACGUAAGGGUGAUUGCAGACUUCAGCACUCGGGUGGCCCUUACGGUGAGAAUAUUGCAUGGAGCAGUGGUGACCUCUCGGGAACGGCUGCCGUUAACCUUUGGGUAGGAGAGAAGGCCGCCUACAACUACAACUCUAAUUCAUGUGCUGCUGGCCGCCAGUGCGGCCACUAUACUCAGGUGGUUUGGCGCAAUUCUGUGCGCCUUGGCUGUGCUAAAGUCAGAUGCAACAAUGGCGGCACCUUCAUCACUUGCAACUAUGACCCCCGGGGCAACAUUGUCGGGCAGAAGCCUUACUAAUUAAUAAUUAGAGCUUUUCGUUGCUUGUAGUUCCUGAUCAAAGCAAGCAUGCAUGCAUCUACGAGUUUAAUUUUAGAGGGUGACCUUAAAUAAGUCAUGUAAUAUUGGCACCAAACUCUGAAUAAAUAAAGUGAAACUCGUGAAGUAAUAUUAUAUAUGAGGAUCAGGUACUCAUGCAUCGACUUCGUUUGCAUGGGCUGCCUGUUUUUUCCCGCA